ACACGCACGCACACGGACUCUAUGACUACUCUCUCCGUCUCUCUUUCUCACACUCACUCUCUCUGUUUCGUCCUCUUACCAUUCCUCUUGUUUCUCUCUAACACUCCUCCUCCUGAGUGUCCCUUCCUUUGCAUCCUCUUUCUUUCUCCUUUUUCAUGCCGAGAGUUUGGAACUAAAUUCUGUAUGUCGGCUCGUGUAUGUGUGUGCUCCCUAUGUGCGUCAGUGUGCACGCUGGUGAGCGAGAGUGUACGGGAACUACCUCCGUGUGAGUGAAAGCAGUGAGGCGUAUCAGUGAGUGUAUGUGGGUCUCUCUCUUACAGUCACACACUCGCCGCUCCUCCUCCUACUCUUCUUGGGAUCCCCGUGUCCCUUUCCUCGGUGCCAGGCUCGCCACACCCAGAAGUCACCAUUUCCGCCCCAGGGAGAGCCACGCUGGCAGCACAGCCCCUUCCCCGACUCAGCAUCGGGAGGAAGACCCUGGUGGCGGCUGCCGUCGGGGUCAUGCUGGUCCUGGUGCUGGUGGUCCUCAUCCCCGUCCUGGUCAGCUCCGUGGGCACCGACACCAGCCACUUUGAAAUGUUGGGUACCUGCCGCAUGGUGUGUGACCCCUACCUGAACAAGGGCACCACGGCCAGCAGCACCAGCUCCAGUGGCAUCCAGGGAGAAGCCGAGGCCCUCAGCGACAACAGCAACAUGCCCUCCACACUGGUGCAGGGCCCCCAGGGAAAGCAAGGCAGGCCAGGUAAACCUGGACUCCCUGGACCGCCUGGAGAGCCAGGGCCACCGGGGCCAGUGGGACCCCCUGGAGACCGAGGGUCUGGAGGGAGGACUGGGAUUUUGGGGUUGGGGGGGAAUGGAGCUAUCAGCACAGCCACCUACAGCACAGUGCCCCGGGUGGCCUUUUACGCAGGGCUUAAGAACCCCCAUGAAGGCUAUGAGAUCCUUAAGUUUGACGACGUGGUCACCAACUUGGGAAACAACUACGACGGCAUCUCGGGCAAGUUCAUCUGCAGCAUUCCUGGCACCUACUUCUUCAUCUACCAUGUGCUGAUGAGAGGAGGGGAUGGGACCAGUAUGUGGGCAGACCUCUGCAAAAACGAACAGGUGCGAGCCAGUGCCAUCGCCCAGGACGCUGACCAGAACUAUGACUACGCCUCCAAUAGCGUCAUCCUCCACCUAGACGCAGGCGACGAGGUCUACAUCAAGCUGGACGGGGGCAAGGCUCACGGCGGCAACAACAACAAAUACAGCACCUUCUCUGGGUUCAUCCUCUACGCCGACUGAACCCACCCAGGUGCCACGUCCAGAGAGAGGAAGACAAAGUAAGAGAUUGAGAGAAAGAGUUGUAAAUGAGGGAAGGAAGGGGUUAAAAGCCAGAAUGCUUUCUAGUUUCCUGGUUCUCUCCAUCGUCACACCAACCUCUGCUUAUAAAACACAUCAGCCCCAAAUCAAGGUUCUCCAGCUCAGCUCGGCCUGCCUGUCUGCCGUGCUGUGAGGGAGGGGGGGAGAACACGAUGUUAGGGGAGGGAGUAGUGGGGGGUGAAGCUUGGUAGAGAGAGGUGCCCUCCUCAUCAGAAUUCUAUCCUGUCAGUUGCUCCUCGCUUUCCUCUUCCUCAAACUGGAAAAAUAAACCAACUAACUCCAAGUGGAUCCGGCCUCAUCAUCUUCUCUCCAUAACAGUUGGCUAUAUGGACUCUGUUGACUGAAAUUGCCCUAUCUUGUCGUUGUGUGCUUUUCCUUAGAAUGUCAGUAUUUUACUUUUGUAAAAGAUACUACUACAUUGUAUAUUUACACAAAAGAGGAUAUAAAAAAUAUGUUUGUCCCUUGUGAGAUAAAAAAACUUGAUUUUGAGAGAAUGGUUUUGUGAGAUGUUGAUUGUGAUUCAGAAGCCUUUAGCUGAGAAAUGGAAA
Messenger RNA from Oncorhynchus gorbuscha (pink salmon), 1910 nucleotides. RefSeq names its product C1q-related factor-like. The transcript has 2 exons. The record is from RefSeq and is a predicted model, not a curated record. The coding region runs from base 502 to 1284 and encodes 260 amino acids. Lineage: Eukaryota; Metazoa; Chordata; Actinopteri; Salmoniformes; Salmonidae. Gene Ontology annotation, molecular function: protein binding.